Messenger RNA from Melampsora larici-populina 98AG31, 2040 nucleotides. RefSeq lists its product as uncharacterized. Gene Ontology annotation, molecular function: ribonucleoside triphosphate phosphatase activity; nucleoside triphosphate diphosphatase activity. The transcript has 8 exons. Gene Ontology annotation, biological process: nucleoside triphosphate metabolic process. The record is from RefSeq and is a predicted model, not a curated record. NCBI's taxonomy places the organism in Eukaryota, Fungi, Basidiomycota, Pucciniomycetes, Pucciniales, Melampsoraceae. The coding region runs from base 167 to 1819 and encodes 550 amino acids.
AACGCGAUCAAUCCUCUGAGGGAACACUUCACCAUCGAUACUCAACGAGAUAGAAAACACUCAUCGAUCGGCUACAAUUCAAAUCAUAUUCGUGACUGUCGACCUGAUAUCUCGAUAAUUCGAAGUAAAGAGAACUGUUGAAAAAUCAUAUACCAUUGAAAAGAAAAUGGCAAAAGAUGAUGAAACUGAAUUGGAACUUAUCAAAAGAAAACCUUUGAAUGAGAAUCAAGGAAAUCAUGAGGAAACAACAUCAGAACAAGAAUCAGACCCGGGAGUAGAAUCAUAUUCAGAAUCAGAAUCGGAAUCAGAAUCAGAUAUAAAUGAUAAUCAAUCACGCUUAAUCAACACUUCAAAUCAAAACCCCAUCAAACCUCGAACGUAUCUGAUCCUAUCUACAAUCUCAAUAAUUUUCAUUCUAUUUAUCUUUUCUAUCGCACCCCAUUUUUCAAUCGAAUCAAUUUCAAAAACCACUUUAAAACAAAUCAAACCGAUCGGACCACCUGGUAGUAUUACAUCUAAUACUGAACAUUGGGCAAGUCAAGGUGGAACUUGGAAUAAUGUAGAUUUAGAUGAAAAGUUCAAAGAAUCGGAUAAAUUAGCAAGUUUAUCAAAUUCAACCCAUCAUUUUAAAAAAACUUUGAUCGUGGUCUCUUUAGAUGGAUUUAGGUUGGAUUAUUUGGAUCGGAACUUAACUUCUAAUUUAAUUUCAUUAACCGAAAAAGGUGGAUUAAGAGCCAAAGGUUUAAAACCACAAUUUCCUUCUUUAACAUUUCCAAAUCAUUGGUCAAUGUUAACCGGUCUUUACCCUGAAUCUCAUGGAAUCGUUUCUAAUAAUUUUUACGAUCCAAACUUGGAUUUAAAUUUCACCAAUACGAAUCCUUCAAUAAGUUGGGAUUCUUAUUGGUGGGGUGGUGAACCAAUUUGGUCAACUGCUUCAAAGAAUCAAAUGAAAACUGCUGUAAUGAUGUGGCCAGGUCCUCCUUAUACAUCUGAAAAGAUUAGACCUACUUACUGGAGAGCUUUUCAAGAACAUUUCAAAUGGUCAAAACGUAUUCAACUCUUAGAAAGUUGGUUAGAUAUGCCAAUUCAUGAAAGACCUGAAUUGAUUUUUAUCUAUCUACCAGAUUUAGAUGAAGUAGGACAUCGAAAUGGAGCUGAGAGUUCUCAAUUAAAUCAAACAUUAAUUCAAAUGAAUCAUUUUGUCAACCGUUUAGAUCAAUCACUUUCGAAUCGGAAUUUAUCUGAGAUUGUGGAUGUGGUUUAUGUUAGUGAUCAUGGAAUGAGUUCUUCUGAUGAUCAUCGUUUGAUUUAUUUAGAUCAAAUCUUGGGUUCUAAACAUUUUUCAAAUUUGAUUGGAAUUGAUGGUUGGCCAGCUGCUGGAUUAAGGUUUAAAGAAGGAUACGAUCUAGAAUCAGUUUUAAAACAACUAGAUAAAUCGUCCCAACAUUCCGAAUCAUUCAAAGUUUACACACACGAGACUAUGCCUGACCGUUGGCAUUUUUCUAAUAACCAAAGGAUUGCUCCGAUUUACAUUGUACCUAGUUUAGGUUGGGUAGUUACAACAACUCAAGAACAUAAAGUUGAAAUGAAAGGUCAUUUUAGAACCAAAGGAAUUCAUGGGUAUGAUAAUGAUUUAGAAGAAAUGCAAGGGAUUUUCUUUGCUUAUGGUCCUUCUUUUCGAAAAAAAUCAAUCAAAUCCAAUCUAAUCGACAGGUUUUCUAAUUUAGAAAUUUAUAGUUUAAUUAUCAAACUAUUGAAUAUUACUGAUCAUUUACCUAAACAAAAUUCUACUUUAAAUUUUUGGGAUCAGUAUCUUUGAUAGAGUUGAACAAAACAGACCAAACCUCCUGGAAUCAUUUAUGUCGUUUUUUUUCUUUCUUUCUUUGCUUGAUUGAUUGUAUUUUAUACACUUGUAUUUUCAAUGCAUAGAUAUUUUUUUCUAGAUUUCUCUUCGUUGCAAGACUUCAAAAUUCAUGAGAUCAAUGAAUCUCAAUCAAAGUGUUUUGAAAUGAAAUUGCUUCAUUGAAGUUCUAUUUAUAC